This is a messenger RNA of Acanthosepion pharaonis, 2565 nucleotides long. NCBI's taxonomy places the organism in Eukaryota, Metazoa, Mollusca, Cephalopoda, Sepiida, Sepiidae. The record is from the annotation of a GenBank genome assembly.
AUGGAAUUGUUCUUUGUCGUUUUUUUCAUUUUGUUUCUUUAUUGUUUUUUUUUAUUGUUUCUUUCUUUGUCUUUUUUAUUUUUGUUUCUUUCUUUAUUGUGUUUUUCCAUUUUGUUUCUUUCUUUGCGGUUUUUUUCCAUUUUUGUUUCAUUAUUGUUUUUUUAUUGUUUCUUUCUUUGUCUUUUUUAUUUUUGUUUCUUUCUUUAUUGUGUUUUUCCAUAUUGUUUCUUUCUUUGCCGUUUUUUUCCAUUUUUGUUUCAUUAUUGUUUUUUUAUUGUUUCUUUCUUUGUCUUUUUUUAUUUUUGUUUCUUUCUUUAUUGUGUUUUUCCAUUUUGUUUCUUUCUUUGCCUUUUUUUUUUUCAUUUUUGUUUCAUUAUUGUUUUUUUUUAUUGUUUCUUUCUUUGUCUUUUUUAUUUUUGUUUCUUUCUUUAUUGUUUUUUUUCCAUUUUGUUUCUUUUUUUUUGCCUUUUUUUUUUUUUUUUUUUGUUUUCAUUAUUUUUUUUUUAUUGUUUCUUUCUUUGUCUUUUUUUUUAUUUUUUGUUUCUUUCUUUAUUGUGUUUUUCCAUUUUGUUUCUUUCUUUGCGGUUUUUUUCCAUUUUUGUUUCAUUAUUGUUUUUUUUAUUGUUUCUUUCUUUUUUAUUUUUUUUUUUUUUUUUUUCUUUUUCUUUUUUGUGUUUUUUUUCCAUUUUUGUUUCAUUUUUUUUUUUAUUGUUUUUUCCUUUUUUUAUUUUGUUUCAUUAUUGUUUUUUAUUGUUUCUUUCUUUUGUCUUUUUUUUUAUUUUUGUUUCUUUUCUUUAUUGUGUUUUUUCCAUAUUUUCUUUCUUUGCCGUUUUUUUCCAUUUUGUUUCUUUAUUGUUUUUUAUUGUUUCUUUUUUUUUUUGUCUUUUUUUUAUUUUUAUUUUUUUCUUUCUUUAUUGUGUUUUUCCAUUUUGUUUCUUUCUUUGCCCUUUUUUCCAUUUUUGUUUCAUUAUUGUUUUUUUAUUGUUUCUUUCUUUGUCUUUUUUUAUUUUGUUUCUUUCUUUCUUUGUUUUUUUCCAUUUUGUUUCUUUCUUUGCCUUUUUUUUUUUCAUUUUUGUUUCAUUAUUGUUUUUUUUUAUUGUUUCUUUCUUUGUCUUUUUUAUUUUUGUUUCUUUCUUUAUUGUGUUUUUCCAUUUUGUUUCUUUCUUUGCGGUUUUUUUUCCAUUUUUGUUUCAUUAUUGUUUUUUUAUUGUUUCUUUCUUUGUCUUUUUUUAUUUUUGUUUCUUUCUUUAUUGUGUUUUUCCAUUUUGUUUCUUUCUUUGUCGUUUUUUUCCAUUUUUAUUUCAUUAUUGUUUUUUUAUUGUUUCUUUCUUUGUCUUUUUUAUUUUUUGUUUCUUUCUUUAUUGUGUUUUCCAUUUUGUUUCUUUCUUUUGCAGUUUUUUUCCAUUUUUUAUUUCAUUAUUGUUUUUUUAUUGUUUCUUUCUUUGUCUUUUUUUAUUUUUGUUUCUUUCUUUAUUGUGUUUUUCCAUUUUGUUUCUUUCUUUGCGGUUUUUUUCCAUUUUUGUUUCAUUAUUGUUUUUUUAUUGUUUCUUUCUUUGUCUUUUUUUAUUUUUGUUUCUUUCUUUAUUGUGUUUUUCCAUUUUGUUUCUUUCUUUGCCGUUUUUUUUCCAUUUUUGUUUCAUUAUUGUUUUUUUAUUGUUUCUUUCUUUGUCGUUUUUCCAUAUUUGUUUUCUUUCUUUAUCCUUUUUUUUCCUUUGUUCAUUUUUGUUUCUUUAUUAUUUUUUCAUCAUGUUUCUUUCUUUUCCUUUUUUUCCAUUUUGUUUCUUUAUUGUUUUUUUUCCCAUUUUUGUUUCUAUCUUUAUUGUGUUUUUUUUUCAUUUUGUUUCUUUCUUUGUCGUUUUUUUGCCAUUUUUGUUUCAUUAUUGUUUUUUUUAUUGUUUCUUUCUUUGUCGUUUUUUUUAUUUUUGUUUCUCUCUUUAUUGUGUUUUUCCAUUUUGUUUCUCUCCUUGUCGUUUUUUGUCAUUUGUGUUUCUUUCUUUAUUGUUUUUUUUCCAUUGUGUUUCUUUCUUUGCCGUUUUUCCAUAUUUGUUUUCUUUAUUUAUCCUUUUUUGUCCUUUUCUAAAUUUUGUUUCUUUAUUACUUUUUCAUCAUGUUUCUUUCUUUGUCGUUUUUUCUUUUUUGAUUCUUUCUUUAUUUUCCUAUUUUUGUUUCUUUAUUGUUUUUCAUUUUUGUUUCUUUCUUUGUUGGUUUUUCUUUUCUUGUUUCUUUCUUUGUCGUUUUUCGGCAGUGAUUUCUUUCGUCCUCUUUCCUUUUUUCGUUUCUUUCUUUGUGUUUUCUUUUCCAUUUUUGUUUCUAUACUUGUCGUCUUUUACUUUUCUUUUUUCUUUGUGUUUUUCUUUUUUGUUUCUUUCUCUUUCGUUUUUUUCCCUUUUUUGUUUCUUUCUUUAUUGUAUCUCCAUUUUUGUUCCUUUAUUGUUUUUUCCUUUUUGUUUCUUUAGUUUUCUCCUUAUUUUUUAUUCUUUCCCCUUAUCUCACCCCACCCCUUUUAUUCAUUUUCUUUUUUGUCCUUUUGUUUUCAAUUCCUCCCCUUUUACAUUAUUUCUUUGA